CGGGCGGGGCUGACGGCGCUCUCCGCAGACCCCUUUGCGGAUGCAAGUAAGGGUGAUGACCUGCUCCCGGCCGGCACUGAGGACUACAUCCAUAUAAGGAUCCAGCAGCGGAACGGCAGGAAGACCCUCACCACAGUCCAGGGCAUCGCGGAUGAUUACGAUAAAAAGAAACUGGUGAAAGCCUUUAAGAAGAAAUUUGCCUGCAAUGGUACUGUAAUUGAACACCCCGAGUAUGGAGAAGUGAUUCAGUUGCAGGGUGACCAGCGCAAGAACAUAUGCCAGUUCCUCGUGGAGAUUGGACUGGCUAAGGACGACCAGCUGAAGGUCCACGGGUUCUAAGUGCCUGUGGGUCACAGGAGCUUUAUGCAAGAUUUCCUUACCAUGAAUAUCCCACCUGUCCCUUGUCAUAAGUUUAAGUCAAGGCGGUUUGUGUAAUGUGAGAUCCUGGGUCCACUCCUGGCUCUGGACCGGUGUAAUUGGUGAUGUAAUAAACUGACACGAGCCCAUGC
This is a messenger RNA of Acanthisitta chloris (rifleman), 509 nucleotides long. It is a transcript of the gene EIF1, whose product is annotated as eukaryotic translation initiation factor 1. The record is from RefSeq and is a predicted model, not a curated record. Gene Ontology annotation, biological process: translational initiation. Gene Ontology annotation, cellular component: eukaryotic 43S preinitiation complex. The transcript is spliced from 3 exons. Gene Ontology annotation, molecular function: RNA binding; ribosomal small subunit binding; translation initiation factor activity. Lineage: Eukaryota; Metazoa; Chordata; Aves; Passeriformes; Acanthisittidae. The annotation marks the transcript as partial.